Molecule: messenger RNA, 1470 nt
Organism: Impatiens glandulifera
Lineage: Eukaryota; Viridiplantae; Streptophyta; Magnoliopsida; Ericales; Balsaminaceae
Product: dnaJ homolog subfamily C member 5-like
Exons: 1
Coding region: 423-1217 (264 amino acids)
Molecular function (GO): DNA binding
Source: RefSeq, a predicted model, not a curated record
GUCUACUUUGGUUCAUUUUAGAUCGAUCCGAUUUUGACUUAUUUAUUAAUCAGGUUAAACAUGUCGACUUUAAUUUGAUCCGAACAAAAUAUUACAUUACCUUAACCUAAAUUACCUUAACCUAAUUGCUUCGUGUUUGGUCCGAAUCGUCUUUUCGUGUCGGGUUCAAAAUUAUCGGCCUAGUCAUAAUCGUGACUUAAAUUUCAACUUAAGACAUUAUAUGUCUUUAACUUUAUAAUAUUAUAAUUAAAAAAUAUAAUGUAUAAAUUUAUUGUAAUUUUGGUGAUUUAGUUGAGAGGGAGACAGCUAAUAUUCUAUUUUAAGUUGUGAAUCAGAACAAACACCCCCACCCACUCACCAACCACCACCGUCUCAAUCAAACCAUUUCUCUAAUCGAUCGAUCUGAACCAGAGAGAGAAAGUAUGCACGAUCCAUCGAACGGAGUCGAAGCCGAGAGAUUACUCGCCGUAGCUCACAGACUUCUCCACGCUCAAAACUUCAACGAAUGUCGCGAUUUCGCCGUUCUCGCACAAGAAAACGAUCCACUCCUCGACGGUACAGAUCAGAUCCUCGCCGUCGCUGACGUACUCAUGGCUUCUCAAACCAAGAUAAACAACAAUAUCACCGAUUGGUACGCUAUUCUUCAAGUUAAUCGUCGUUCAGACGAUCUCGAUCUAAUAAAACGUCAAUAUCGUCGUCUAGCUCUCCUCCUUCAUCCAGAUAAAAACAAAUUUCCAUUCGCCGAAUCAGCCUUUCGAUUAAUCUCAGAUGCUUGGAAAAUCAUUUCAGAUCCAUCUAACAAAUCGAUCUACGAUAACGAGAUUAAUGAAACGAAGAAGACGACGACGAUGAAGACAUUCUGGACUGUUUGUCCUUACUGUUAUAACUUAUAUGAAUAUCCAAAUAUAUACUUGGAUUGUUGUUUCAAGUGUCAGAAAUGCGAGAAAGCGUUUCAUGGAGUGGUGAUUUCUCCAUUGCCACCGAUUGUGCCGGGAAAAGAUGCUUAUUAUUGUUAUAAAGCGUUUUUUCCUAUCUUUAGUGAUCUGAAUCAGGGAUUAAAGAAGGAUUCAACUGUUCCUGUUCCUGUUUCUGUUUCUGUUCCUCCACAAAGUGAAUCGGAAAAGAAGGUAGCUCCUCCGGCAACAGAUGUAAGUACUACUACUACUGCAGUUCAUACUAAGAAAAGAGGUAGGCCUAGGAAAAAUAUACAGAGUUAGAGAUUUUCUCAUCUUCAUCUUCUUCUUCUUCUUCUAGUUUUUGUAGUUGUUACUUAAGAUUAUAUAUAUGAAUGGUUGCCAUUGAUUUUGGUAUGAGAGGUUACUGAUUUCAGAUCUGUUGUUGUUUUACAGAUAGUGAAAUAGUUUUUGGUUUGGGAGAUAUAUUAUUAUUUUGAUUAUUUUGUUUUAACCUGAUUUAUAUAAAUAUAUAAUAUAUAUUUAUAUAAUUUGGAAUGAGAGUUCUUGGGUACAA